AUGUUGAACAGCGUCACAAACUUCCACAACACUCGCUCGGCGCAUCCAUCUCCUUCGAUCCCGAUGAACUCAGCGAUUGAUUGCUGUAGGCACGCAGGCUUAGUGAAUAUUGUCGAACGGUUCAGGUCCAUCGUGGGAUCUGAUGUUAUUGACGACCUCCAGCGACGCGUACGCAUAUUUUGUCUAGUCCUCACGACUCCCGAAAACAAGGAAAGGGCGAUGGCCGUCAAGAACACAUGGGUUUCCCGGUGCAGUGGACAUAUCUACGUGAGUAGUACGGCGAAUUCUUCUUUGCCAGCAAUCGGUGAGUCGGACAGCUACGGUCUGCAUAUAAGUAAUGAGCAACCGCAUUUUGUCUUACAUACUGGGUGGAACACAGUAAAAGCAUUGGUUUACGCAUUUUAUGCCGACCAACAUAACAACAACGACCGUACCGCACACUUUGAAGAGGUUAAACUAUACGCAUUAGUGAUAAGUUUAUUGGAGGAUUUCCUGAUGGCCAACGACUGA
Dicrocoelium dendriticum is the source of this 510-nucleotide messenger RNA. Lineage: Eukaryota; Metazoa; Platyhelminthes; Trematoda; Plagiorchiida; Dicrocoeliidae. The record is from the annotation of a GenBank genome assembly.